Messenger RNA from Tetranychus urticae (two-spotted spider mite), 1770 nucleotides. RefSeq lists its product as uncharacterized. Gene Ontology annotation, molecular function: chitin binding. NCBI's taxonomy places the organism in Eukaryota, Metazoa, Arthropoda, Arachnida, Trombidiformes, Tetranychidae. Gene Ontology annotation, cellular component: extracellular region. The record is from RefSeq and is a predicted model, not a curated record.
AAGUUGAUCCAAUGAAGAAACCAACCCUUUGAAAAGUUUCAUCCUUAUUUACUGACGAUCAAUUCAACCUUUUUUUUAUUGUAAUUUUACCAUUCUCUGUUCAACCUUUUUCUUGCUUUCCUUUCCUUCCUUUUACCAUUGAUAAUCAGGUUAAUGAUAACAUUACACCUAUACUGACCAUUACCAGGUAAGAAGCGCAUCACUCAUUAACAUGAUGAUACUCACAAUUAUCACAACAUGCAAUAUGGACAACCUCAAUCUCCACCCAAUGAGAAAAAAACGAAAGUGAGAAAACACUUUCUUCCAUGUUUACUCAUCACCAAGUUCAUCUUUAUCAGACUCAAUUUCACCUUAAAUUCACAUCUCCUUGCCCAAUCAGAUUGACCAGUUAAUAUAAAAACCGAUUGAUAUUGAAAAAUUAUGAUCACUUUAUUAUUAUCUCAGUGAGUGUAACCAUUUGGAUUUAACUCUCAACAUCAGUCCAACAUCGAAAACACUUUGACCAUUACAAUCAAAAUGAAAUCAUUAUUCAUCAUCUUGGUUCUUUUUUCAUAUGUUACCUUCACAUUAACCAAGCCAAGAAUGAAGCGAUCGCCAUAUGAACUAGCAAUGGACGCUGACAAACUGUUAGCUGGACCCAUCAAGGAAACCUUUUCCUGUGAAGGACUCAGAUUUGGUUAUUAUGCUGAUGUUGACAAUGAAUGUAAAAUAUUUCACAUUUGCUAUCCUCGACAAUUAGCUGAUGGAAGUGCCAUUAUGGAGCAUUACAGUUUCAUUUGUGGAAAUCAAACCGUUUUCAAUCAAUUCUCGCAAACCUGUUCACAUCCAGAUGAAGCUGUUCCCUGUGAACAAUCAAGAGACUUUUAUUAUCUCAAUGAACGAUAUGGUGUUGAGGAUGAAAACUUUCACCGAGAUGAAGAUGUAAAUGCUUACAAUAGCAUUGUAUCUGAAUAUGGUACUAGAAAACGAGGAUCGAAAUAGUUUGGUCAAUAUACAAAGAUCAAUGGUCAAUCUCUGUGUUUGUUAUGUUUUGUCAAAUUGUCCAAAUGAUGAGAUUUUCGUUCAUCCACAAAAUGUAGAAAAAGAAAUGUGAUUACGAUAUUUUUUUUCAAUCAAAUUGAUGAGUGUUUUUGAAAUUUCAAGGUUUAAUGAGUGUCUAAUUUUCAAUACAAUUGUGAGAUUAAAAAAGUGUCUUCAUUAAUCCAAUUGUAAAUCGUCCUUUUUUUCAAGUCUCCUGUCCAACUCUAGCCUUACGCAAAAACAAAGUAAUCUGUAUAAUUGUACAAAUAUUGUAAUCCAAUAAUAAUAAACGAUUUAAACACAAGUGUGAAUUUUUUUUUCUAUCUCAAUCUGUCAUCAUUUGCACAGACACUUUCCUUCCCAAGUAGCUCUCCUUUUUUCGUGGCUUAUUGCGCAGUUUCGGGUCCAAUAAGAGGAACACUUUCCACCACAUUCAGGGCAUGGUCUUUGUAGGGCAUAGCCACCACAUUCAGCACAGUCAAGGGAUAUAUGGUGAUCGUACCAACUAACUCCACAGGUAAAACAUGAUUCAUAAGAUAAACGGAGUCCUUCGAUGGUUGGAAUGUCAGAGAAAUGGUCUUGAUUUACUUCAGUUGUUGGCAUGAUUGUGAUUAGUUUAGACGUAUUUAGUGAUAAAAGAUGAAAAUGUCAAGAGUAAAAAGAUCACAGUGUAAUGAAAACGGAUGGCAAAAAGAGAGCAAUAAGAGAGUGAAUGGAUGGAAAGGAGGAAAGUAUAAACCAGGCUUGGUG